Molecule: messenger RNA, 255 nt
Organism: Loa loa (African eye worm)
Lineage: Eukaryota; Metazoa; Nematoda; Chromadorea; Rhabditida; Onchocercidae
Exons: 2
Coding region: 13-255 (80 amino acids)
Source: RefSeq, a predicted model, not a curated record
AUCAACCGUGCAAUGGCACAACUAAAAUUGAAUCGGCGAUCUUCCGUAGAAAAUGCUGCUAAAGAAGAAGGUGAACCAACAGCAGUAUCGGAACUUCGAAAAUGGCUUCAGGCGAUGAGUGAAAAACUUACCGUAACGGAAGGUAAAUUUACGAGGGUUACAGUUACCCGUAAAGAACUGGAUCGUUUGGCUGCCGACCAACAGGUUUCAUUUCGUUUUUCUUUUCCGGUGUUUUCUUUUUUUUUGUCCAUUUAA